UGCUGCAAACAGGGGAUGCAGAGACGGGUUGAUACUGCAGCACAGGACAGAAGGGGUGGGGGGGGGGGGUGGUGGAGGAAACCUGGGGAUGAUUCGUUGCAGGGGGAAAAGAAGAAUUCAGACUUGAGGACAAGGCCAAGAUCAAGCUUCCCACUUUGGCCUGCGAUCUUCACCUUCACCUUCACCAUCACUGUGGCCCCAUGCUAAUGAUGGACAUCAGGAGCCAGGAUGGAGAGCACCGGAGGCAGAGACCAGACUAGCUGCUGCCCCCAACCUGUAAUCUACAGACCAAAGACUACCCCAGCAUCAGCUGCUGGCUGAGCACCUCUGAUCACAUCUCAGCUGGGGGGCUUCAUGCCCUGGGACAGUCCUGGGAGACAGAGGGAGGAAGUGGUGGUGGAGGAGGAGGAGGAGGAGCAGGCAGCGGGGAGGCUGGCUCAGAGAAGUGGUGGAGGGUGGUGGUUUAAGCUGCCUGCUGUAUUUUUGGAUGUGGGAUCUUCUGAAUUAAGCGAGCAAUGUGGAAUAAAGAUGUAGUGUGAGCUAGUGGAAGGAGUGGUACAGAACAAGGAGAGCGCUGUGCUGAGGAGAGGAGAGGGCUGGACGUCCCGGCUCAACGGACGAACCGGGUGGACGGAGAUCUGGGGAGAGUCCUGAGGGGGAAACAAAGACGGAGGGUCCACUGGAUCAGGAAGAUGCCCUCUCGCUGCAGGAAUGCGCUGAACAUCGUGAUCACCACCCUUUUUGCUGCGGUGGUCCUCUUCACCAUCCUGCUGGCCUAUGUCACAGGCUACCAGUUCAUCCACACUGAGCAGCACCACCUCUCCUUCGGCCUCUAUGGUGCCUUCCUCUCCCUCCAUCUCCUCCUCCAGAGCCUCUUCGCCUUCCUGGAGCAUCGGCAGAUGAGGAGCCCCGCCCGGCCACAGCACCUCCGUCGCUCUGUGGCUCUCUGCAUUGCCGCCUACCAGGAGGACCCAGACUACCUGAGGAAGUGCCUGCGCAGUGUCCGCCGAAUCUCCUUCCCUGGCCUUAAGGUGGUGCUGGUGGUGGACGGGAACCGGCCCGAGGACCGCUACAUGAUUGACAUUUUCCAGGAGGUGAUGGGCGGCGCUGACCAGGCUGGCAGCAUGGUGUGGAAGGGAAACUACCACAGUGAUGGGAGCGGAGGAGUUGGAGUCAGAGAUGGAGGGCGGAGCACAGUGCACAUGGAGGAGGCAGCACGAGUGGCUCGGCUGGUCAGAGGCUGCCGCUACUCCUGUGUCAUGCAGGAGUGGGGAGGGAAAAGAGAGGUGAUGUACACUGCCUUUAAAGCACUGGGGGACAGUGUGGAUUAUGUGCAGGUGUGUGACUCCGACACAGUUCUAGACCCAGCAUGUACCAUAGAAAUGCUGAAGAUCCUUGAGGAAGAUCCAAUGGUGGGAGGGGUCGGUGGAGACGUGCAGAUCCUUAACAAGUAUGACUCAUGGAUCUCCUUCCUCAGCAGCGUGCGCUACUGGAUGGCCUUCAACAUUGAGCGGGCCUGCCAGUCCUACUUUGGAUGCGUCCAGUGUAUCAGCGGCCCUCUGGGGAUGUAUAGGAACUGUUUGCUCCAGCGCUUCCUGGAGCCCUGGUACCACCAGACCUUCCUAGGCUCCAAGUGCAGCUUCGGUGAUGACCGCCACCUCACCAAUCGGGUGCUCAGCUUUGGCUACAAGACAAAAUUCACGGCGCGAUCGCAGUGCCAGACGGAGACACCAACCCAGUACCUGCGUUGGCUCAACCAGCAGACUCGAUGGAGCAAGUCUUACUUCCGCGAGUGGCUCUACAAUGCCCUGUGGUUCCACAAGCACAGCCUCUGGAUGACCUAUGAGUCCGUGGUUACCGGCUUCUUCCCUUUCUUCUUGGUUGCCACGGUCAUCCAUCUCUUCUACCGUGGAAGGCUGUGGAACAUCCUGCUCUUCUUAUUAACGGUCCAACUGGUUGGGAUGGUGAAGGCCACCUAUGCAUGUUUCCUGCGUGGCAGCCUGGUCAUGAUCUUCAUGUCACUCUACUCUCUGCUCUACAUGUCCAGCUUGCUUCCUGCCAAAAUAUUUGCCCUGCUCACCAUCAACAAGGCUGGAUGGGGCACUUCAGGCCGCAGGAAGAUCGUGGUCAACUUCAUCGGCGCUGUGCCUGUCACAGUGUGGGCUUUGGUGCUGCUCGGAGGUGUGGCAUAUACAAUCUACUGUGAAACACAGGAGCCAUUUAGUGAGACAGAGAAAGCCUUGUUGAUAGCAGGGACGAUACUCUACGCCUGCUACUGGCUCAUUCUGCUGGUGCUCUACCUGGCAAUCGUAGCCAAACGGUGUAACAAGAGGGAAGAGCAGUAUCACCUGCCAUAUGCGGAGGCAUAAACCUGCUACCAGAGAGGCUGGUAGGACAUUCACACCGAGUUUCACUGCAGUAUGACUCUAGCAAUGUCUCUGAACCUGUGAACUGCUCAAGUGAUGAGUUGUGAACCACAAACACACUCAUCAUUGGUGCUAAAAAGGUGUGAAUCUGAAAUCUGAGCAGCAGGAAUCUAAACCAGUUGGGUAGCCUCAGAGAUGACUGGAUCCACAGAGCUCUCCCAUUUACAUCAUGCUCAAUGGUGCUUCACAUUGGAAAACCAAACCAAGCAGAACUGAUCCAGUUUAUAAAGUGUUCAUGCACUUGUAAUAAUGACAUGCUCAGAAGAACAUUAGGUAGUUUAUGGGUACAGGUUAGCUGUAAACUCUGACAACAUGGUGCAGUACGGUGCUUGAAAUGAAUAUGCAGCAGGAAAAGGGAUAAAAUGAGACAUAAAGGUCUUACUUAGUGGUUGGUCAGUUUUUCAUGUGCCUCAUUUUGAUAAAGAUGAGACGGGAUAAAAUGUGACAGAACUGAGCUUCUAUAAUAAACAACAAUAGAUAUAAUAGAAAGGCAACUUUCUCAAGUCCAAGCACCUCUAUUUCAGAUAAGAAGAGGGAACCUCAGAUCAUCAUCAUAACCUUCAUUUAACUAGGAAGUCACAUUGAGAUUAAGGUCCAGACACAACAACCCAACAUUAAAGAACUAGUGGUCAUGAAGGCCGAUUGUUGCGUCGCCUCGAGGUUGCACUUGAACACACCGCAAAGGCUACAUCUGAUGGACAGUUAGCAGGUACGUUUUAUAGCUGCGUGAGAUGAAAUAACUCUCCCUACCAGCAGGCGGUAUUCAUCACCGGAACCAGAAGACCGAGGACUGGGGAUAUACAAGCCGUUGUUAUGAUACGUACAUGAAAUUAACCACCAAUCAGAGUGAGUUCUCUCACCAACAAGCUCUGCUGCUGAUUCAACAUGCUGAAUGGGGACACAUCGUAAAAACUAGGCCGACAGACGGCCGCCAACGACCCCAAACCGUCGACUUCAUGUGUCAGACCCUUAAAACCUCAAAAUAGAUUUAGACAUUGGAGUGUAUCUGAAAGGUGUCCAGACAGAAGCACUUUUUAGAAGCGGUUCAAUUGCCUACAGAGUCAAUUGAAAGAACUGACUGGGCAUGAUAGAUGCAAAUUUGCUCUGGGGGGCUAAAAUUGAGAAAAAGCUGGUGAAAGUUGAAAAUGGGUCAACUUGAGUGUAAAAAUGUGCGUUGAACUCUGCGCUUUAUCAAUCUACUUUAUAAAAGUACCGAGAUGGGAGAAAAAGGGAGUGACUGAAGGAAAAUAACAGAAAGAACUUGGUGAGUUUAGUGAGAUUAGUCAGAGGUGACACACACACACACACACACACACACACACACACACACACACACACACACACACUGUUUGUGCAUGUUGAGUUCCUAGCCAGCUACAGCUAAUCGUCUGUAUGGAUGGUACAUUGACUGUGAACAAUAAACAUGGACUGUUUUGGCAGUUUUAGCAGGAAAAGUCAUGUGAAAAUUCGGUUUGUGUUCUGUCUCAACCAGGGGUGGAACGGUUCACAAAAUCCAUGGUUGGGUUCAUAUCACGGUUUUGGGGUCACGGUUUUCGGUUCGGUUCGGUACAUUUAUGUUAGA
This is a messenger RNA of Sebastes umbrosus (honeycomb rockfish), 4008 nucleotides long. It is a transcript of the gene has3, whose product is annotated as hyaluronan synthase 3. The transcript has 5 exons. NCBI's taxonomy places the organism in Eukaryota, Metazoa, Chordata, Actinopteri, Perciformes, Sebastidae. Gene Ontology annotation, biological process: extracellular matrix assembly; hyaluronan biosynthetic process. Gene Ontology annotation, molecular function: hyaluronan synthase activity. Bases 693 to 2369 code for a protein of 558 amino acids. The record is from RefSeq and is a predicted model, not a curated record.